CUGAGAUUGAUCCCGAUUCACCUCCGCUACGCCUCGUUUCCCUCCGCCAUCAUUGAAGUUCGCAAUGGCCGACGAGCCCUCGUCUGGUGCCACUAGGACCAAGAGGAAGGGCGCUGCGCUAUCUUGUGCGGAGUGCAGAAGGCUCAAGUUGAAAUGUAGCCGCAUAUUUCCCUGCACGAAUUGCGUGAAGAAGGGAUGUGGUGCCAUCUGCCCAAACGAUUCUUUGACCACCGGUAAAGGGAACCGGUUUGUUCUCGCCAACACCGAAGACUUGCACGAGAAGAUACAACAACUUGCCCUCCGCGUUCGGACGCUCGAAGACGCUCUGGCUGAAUCGCAUUCCCUCAACGAUCCCCAUAAUCCUCAUCCUCUCCUCGCCAAUGAGCUCCUUCAAAUCAAGCGUCCCCUCGAGCGCGAGCGGAAGUCCGAGCCCAAUCCUGUACCUGUGGACGAGGAUACGAAAGUCACAACAGCCGCGAUGGGCUCCCUGGCAAUAACCGAGUCAGGACGCUCGACCUUCUUUGGCACGACUGCGAACUCUUGGUAUCUCCUGCAAGAUGACAACUCUGACGAGGAGAGACCAGCCAUCGUAGCUACUGAUAACUACUUCGACCCGAGCAUCCCACCCGAGGUCGCGUGGCUCCAGCACGCCUUCCCCUUUGCUGGGCGUGCGCCUGAAGAAGCCAAGCAGCACAUACUCGCCGCUCUUCCCUCUGUUGACGAGGCCCAUCGCCUCUGCGACAUAUACUACCGACAUGCGGCUUGGAUGUACACUCCCAUUGGCGAGACCGACUUCUACGACGCCAUCUUCCGACCUGCAUACUAUCCGCCGCCGGUUUCCCCCUACGACGCUUCGCCGCCGCCCGAGCCGUCCGCGCACGAGGUCGCCGUGCUAUGUAUGGCACUCGCCAUGGGUACGCUCCUCGACCUCGACCAACAGCCGUUCAAUUCUGCUGCAAAUAAGUGGUACCAGCUGGGCCGUGCAGCCCUCUCCAUUGACUCUGUUCUGGAUGAGCCGACGAUCGCCGCUACGCAGGCACUCCUCAUCAUGUGCCAUUACAUGUUCUUGGCUAAUAAGGAGGGCCGUUGGGUGGUCAUGGGUAUUGUCGUCAAGUUGACGCAGAGCUUGGGCUUGCACCGCGACAGCGGACGCUGGAACUUGGACCCGAACGAGGCACAGAAGCGGCGCACGCUGCUGUGGGAAGUGUUCGUGUACGACGCAUGGCAGAGCCUCACGUUUGGUCGCCCGCCGUCGUUUGGGAUGACGCAUAUAGACACGAAAUUCCCGCUGGACACCGUCAAGAAUGAACGUGGUGAAGUUGAGAUGAACUUCAGCGCGUGGAAACAUCGCUUCUGCGCCGAGUGCCUCAGCGUCAUUCAAGACCAGGCAUUCGGAGCGCAUACGCCAAGCUACCGCACUAUCCAAGAACUGGACCGCAAGGUCCGAACCUUCUAUGUCCCUCCGAGUCUACUCGUGCCCGGCUUCGGUGGCGCGCAGCUUAACGCAGGCGCGCCGCAGCCUUCUAUGCAACUCACGAUGCAGCGAUACAUCGCCUUCGCCAUCCGCGAGAUCACCAUAUUUUACCUUCACCGCGGCUUUUUCGCCACCGCUCUCGAAGAGAACCCCGUCGAUCCGAUGGCGAGCAAAUAUGCCGCCAGCGUGCUCGCGGCAUACAAUAGCGCGCAGUCGUUCGUCGGCCUUGUCACCAGUCUGCACAAACAACAUCCCCGGCUGACGGAGCGCAUGUUCUUUCUAUUCUCCCAUGUGUUCUCGUGCGCGAUCGUCCUCGGCUCUAUCGCGAUGAAGGGACCUCGCAUUCGGAUCGCGCGGUCCGCACAGGCUAACCUCAAUGCGGCCUAUUCGCUGUUCAUAGCGGUUCAGCACAUCCCAAGGAGUGACAAAGUCUUGCCGAUUCUACAAAAGCUCAAAGACCGCGCUCACGCAGCUAUGGGCGACGCAGAGGCCUCGUAUUCUCCUUCGAUUCACGGCCCCUAUCAACCCAGUCACCAAUCAUCUCUCUCGCAUAGCAGCGCAUUUGCUCAAUCGCCGGAGUCUUCUACUUCUACGGUCAAGACAGAAGAGGACGUUGACGAACAGAUAUCGGCUUUGGGCGGACGUUCACGGCUUGUGGCACGCAAGACGUCCUCGAAUCCGUCGUCGCCGUCAAAUACGCACACAGGGUCGGCGUCGCCGCAGUCGGCGCACGGUACGGCCCCUUCGAUGUACAGUGCGUCUCCCGUGCAGCACACGAAGCCGAUGCAGCACACCAGCCCGAAUCCGCACACAAGUCCAAUGCACCACAGCUCCGCCAUGCCGCAUACGAGUCCGAUGCAUACGACCUCGCCAUUGCAGGGCACGGCCCCCCUUCGUUCCUUCCCCGCCUCGCAGCAGAGUUGGCCGCCCUAUGGCUCGCAGAUGCGCCAGCAGUCCGACUCAUACCCGCGGCACGCCGAUCCCUACGGUCAACAACCCCAGCCUGACCCGUAUUGCCAGUCGUCGCAGGCGUCCGGGAUCGAUUACCUUCCGCAGGGCUUCACCCCGCCCGCCGAUCUUCCUCCGCAGACGCCGAAUGACUUCACCUCGCCCACGACGCGCUCAUCGCAGGCCUUCGGCAAUGGGUAUGGCAGUGGAGGCGCAGGGCAGUAUAGCGCUGCGCCAGCCCAGUUCGAUGGCAUGCAGGGCCAGUAUGGCAGCCCGGACGCGCUGUAUAGCGCCGAGCCCUACGGCGGCGUGGGGUCGAACGCGUAUGGCGGGCGCUUCAUGACGCUGGACGCGAUGCCGCAGUACUACGGCUACCACUCGAUGGCGGUCGACGGCGCGCUGGGGGCCGAGUUCAGCGUGCCGGCGGGCCCGGAGCUGGACAACUCGUGGCAGAGUUUGAUGAGCCAGUAUCAGGGGAAGUGAUGCGAGCGGCGAUGUCGUUAAGGUUAUGGUCGGUGGCGGAGAUCGCUUUUGUGGCUGACGGAGAUUUGGGAGGUUAAGGCCGUGUAUUUAUUCUCGUGAUGCGUCGCGUACUGUACGUACAUACCCUGUGGUUCGCGCUUGUCGAGGUUUGGAACUUGGCUGGCGCGCUGCUUGUCGGUCAGGAGCAUCACUUCAGACCCUUUAUAUCCUUUAUGUUAUCUGUUCUCGGGAUCGGUCGCUUUGGAAUCGUCGAGUUGAAUGUACAAGUAUGCAAUUAUAUGAAGUGUUGUCUUUCUCUGCCC
Molecule: messenger RNA, 3207 nt
Organism: Schizophyllum commune H4-8
Lineage: Eukaryota; Fungi; Basidiomycota; Agaricomycetes; Agaricales; Schizophyllaceae
Exons: 16
Coding region: 65-2905 (946 amino acids)
Biological process (GO): DNA-templated transcription; regulation of DNA-templated transcription
Molecular function (GO): DNA binding; zinc ion binding; DNA-binding transcription factor activity, RNA polymerase II-specific
Source: RefSeq, a predicted model, not a curated record